This is a messenger RNA of Cannabis sativa, 396 nucleotides long. RefSeq lists its product as uncharacterized. Gene Ontology annotation, cellular component: cytosol. Gene Ontology annotation, molecular function: phosphoribosylaminoimidazolecarboxamide formyltransferase activity; IMP cyclohydrolase activity. The transcript has 2 exons. Gene Ontology annotation, biological process: 'de novo' IMP biosynthetic process. Lineage: Eukaryota; Viridiplantae; Streptophyta; Magnoliopsida; Rosales; Cannabaceae. The record is from RefSeq and is a predicted model, not a curated record. The annotation marks the transcript as partial.
UUUGUCAUUGGGCAGAACAACUGUAUGCUGGGAAUGGGAAGCGCGCAGCCAAAUCGUCGGGAGAGUUUAAGGAUAGCUUUGAAGAAAGCAGGAGAUGAGGUCAAGGGAGCAGCUUUGGCUAGUGAUGCUUUCUUCCCAUUUGCUUGGAAAGAUGUUGUGGAAGAAGCGUGUGAGAAUGGAAUUGGUGUUAUUGCUGAGCCUGGGGGGAGCAUCAGAGAUGGGGAUGCCAUAGACUGCUGCAACAAGUAUGGUGUAUCGCUUGUCUUCACGCGAGUCACCAACUCCGAUCAUCAGACCUGGGGCUGGGCGGAGAUGGAGGCUCGGGUUAGGGGGGGUCAGAGAGGACUGGGAGUUAGGGCUGGGUUUUCUGUAGAAAAACGAAGAAGAAAGAAGAAG